Messenger RNA from Saccostrea echinata, 1681 nucleotides. Its product is annotated as polyglutamylase complex subunit TTLL1-like. Gene Ontology annotation, molecular function: tubulin binding; tubulin-glutamic acid ligase activity. The record is from RefSeq and is a predicted model, not a curated record. Gene Ontology annotation, cellular component: cilium. NCBI's taxonomy places the organism in Eukaryota, Metazoa, Mollusca, Bivalvia, Ostreida, Ostreidae. The transcript is spliced from 15 exons. The coding region runs from base 141 to 1397 and encodes 418 amino acids. Gene Ontology annotation, biological process: protein polyglutamylation; microtubule cytoskeleton organization.
AGUUUCCUCUGCUUUUGAAGUCGAUGGUUGGGAAGGACGCAAGCAUUUAAAAAAUUGACGUUUUUGAUAAUUAGCCAGUGAAAUGAUGUGAGAUCAGAGACUUUACCAGCAGCACCUUGAACAUACAGCAGGAAGUGACAAUGGCCAGACUGAAGUAUGCCAGUGACAUGGACAAGUCAGUCCUGCUCAAUAACUUCGAGGCCAGAGGAUGGGUACCUGUCACUCCGGACGAUGACUGGAAUUUUUACUGGGCCAAUGUACAAAGUAUUAGAAAUGUUUUUAGCAUUGACUGUGGCUUCAGACUGGCUGAUGACCAAGUGAUCAGUCACUUUCCAAAUCAUGUUGAACUGACCAGAAAAGAUCUGAUGGUCAAAAACAUCAAGAGAUACAGGAAAGAUUUGGACAAAGAAGGCAGUCCUCUGGCGGAGAAGGAUGAGAUGGGACGUUACAUCCAUCUAGAUUUUAUUCCCCAGACCUUCAUGUUACCAGCAGAUUACAACUUGUUUGUGGAGGAAUUCAGGAAAAACCCAAACACUACAUGGAUUAUGAAACCAUGUGGAAAAGCUAGAGGAGUGGGGAUAUUUCUGGUAAACAAAUUAUCCCAGCUAAAAAAAUGGUCCAGGGAUAGCAAAACAAGCAAUUUUACUCCACCUACAUCAAAGGAUACUUACGUCAUUUCUAAAUACAUUGAUAACCCACUUCUGAUUGGAGGAAAGAAGUUUGACCUUCGACUUUAUGUUCUUGUUACCUCUUUCAGACCCCUCAAGUGCUAUUUGUUCCGUUUAGGUUUUGCCAGGUUCUGUACAGUUAAAUACAAUGCCAGUAUUAACGAGCUAGACAACAUGUUUGUACAUCUUACCAAUGUCUCCAUCCAAAAACAAGGGGAUGAUUACAAUGCAGUGCAUGGAGGAAAAUGGACUGUGCAAAAUCUGCGACUAUUUCUGGAGGGGACAAGAGGGAAAGAGGUUACUGAUAGACUGUUUGAUGAGAUGCAGUGGCAGAUCGUCCACUCAUUAAAAGCUGUGGCCGGAUGUAUAUCCAAUGACAGACACUGCUUUGAGUGCUAUGGAUAUGAUAUAAUCAUAGAUGAUAAUUUAAAGCCUUGGUUGAUUGAGGUGAAUGCCUCGCCCUCUCUGACCAGCACCACCUCUAGUGACAGAAUAAUGAAGUAUAAACUCAUUAAUGAUGUCAUCAAUAUUGUCAUUCCUCCGGGACAAGUUCCAGAUGUUAGAUGGAAUAAAGUACCAGCAAAGGAACACCUUGGAAAUUUUGAUGUUCUGUAUGAUGAGGAGCUGGCACAGCAAGAUCUAAUGGGAGGGGAUCCAAGAAAGUUAGGCCCGGGAACCUUUAGAGGAAAGAGAGAUGGGAGUCGGCCAUCACCUGCCACAUGGAAAUAAACCACAGAAUAUGACUCUCUCAGAGAAAAACAUCACUUCAAUUUAACCUUGAAAAAAGGUUUAGAGUCUUUCAUUUUCAGUAUUUGUAUCAAAGGAUUGUUUGUGAAAUGAGGAAGUUUUUAACUCUUGAAAAAACUGUGAUAUAGAUUCUAAUGUCAACAAUUGACUUAUAAUCAUCCAAUUUGUACAUUCCACCCUAAUUUAUAAAAACUUAUCCAAUGCUUUAAAACAUUAGAUAUUCAUAUUGCUCUGUGCAACAAUAAAUCUUCAUGAUGACUGCUUGA